AUGUCCCAUCAUCACGAGACAACAACGACGACGACUACUACUACUGGCAGCGCUGGAACUGGAGUUUUCGACAAUCACGGUGCUGGUUUACCUGCUGAUUACCCAAGCCACAACGCAUAUCUCGCUGCCGCAACAACAGGCAAGGACGCUGAUACUAUCUCUACUGGAUCAACUGCUAGGAACUUUUCAACCGCUAGAAUGGCUGACGGCACCAAUGUCCUGGAGAAGGAUUUCAGCAGGCAGGAAAGUGACAAUGGAUACUCCAAUCAACAUCUCGAAGGUGCCAUCGACUCGGACACUGCAUUGCGUCAGAUUCGAACAGCAGGCAGCGUCUCUAUCUCUCCUGAACUCUUCGAGAAGCUUUACCUACAACCCCAGAAUCAAGUCAAAGGAGAGUUACGAAAGACUUUCGGCAAUCCCACUCCUAUUGCUUUGAUCGGUUUCCUGCUGUCGCUCAUGCCAUUGAGUAUGCAACUUAUGGGAUGGCGAGGUGCUGUCGGUGGCGGAGCAGCCACCAUCGGGUGGUAUUACUUUGCUGGUGGAGUAUUGAUGCUAAUGGGUGGCAUUGGUGAAUGGAUUCUCGGCAACACAUUCCCCUUCGUUGUCUUCAGUUCCUUUGGCGCCUUCUGGCUUGGAUUUGCUGCCACACUUCAGCCCAUUUACAAUGCUUAUGGCGCGUUCGCCAACACAACAACUUCCCCUGCAAGCACAGGACUUCAGUCAGUCGGGUUCAACGUUGGCAUCGGCUUCUUCCUCAUCACUAUGGGCGUUUUGUGCUUCAUCUAUCUCAUCUGCUCUAUCCGCACGAACCUCGUCUUCUUCAUGAUCUUCUUCUGCCUAGUCUGCAAUUUCGGGAUCCUCACAGGGGCGUAUUUUGAAGGUGCCAAGGGGAAUUUGAGACUUUCUGGAAAGUUGACAGAGGCUGCUGGCGCGUUCCAGUUUAUCACCUGCCUGUUUGGCUGGUACAUUUUCUUUGCCAUCAUGCUGGUUAGCGUGGACUUCCCGCUUAACAUUCCUAUCGUCGAUUUGUCGACCAUGGUCAAGGGCGCGAGCGAGAAGAAGAAGAUCAACCACGUCGAGUAG
Dothidotthia symphoricarpi CBS 119687 is the source of this 1083-nucleotide messenger RNA. RefSeq lists its product as uncharacterized. Gene Ontology annotation, molecular function: acetate transmembrane transporter activity. Lineage: Eukaryota; Fungi; Ascomycota; Dothideomycetes; Pleosporales; Dothidotthiaceae. The transcript is spliced from 6 exons. The record is from RefSeq and is a predicted model, not a curated record. The coding region runs from base 1 to 1083 and encodes 360 amino acids. Gene Ontology annotation, cellular component: plasma membrane.